Messenger RNA from Scatophagus argus, 1466 nucleotides. Its product is annotated as zinc finger protein 239-like. The coding region runs from base 255 to 1241 and encodes 328 amino acids. The record is from RefSeq and is a predicted model, not a curated record. Gene Ontology annotation, biological process: regulation of transcription by RNA polymerase II. The transcript is spliced from 4 exons. Gene Ontology annotation, cellular component: nucleus. Lineage: Eukaryota; Metazoa; Chordata; Actinopteri; Scatophagidae. Gene Ontology annotation, molecular function: DNA-binding transcription factor activity, RNA polymerase II-specific; RNA polymerase II cis-regulatory region sequence-specific DNA binding.
AGUCGGAUCUUUGUUUUGCUUCUGGAGCUGAACACAUGGCGCGAAUGGUAAGUUGAAAAAGUAGAAAACAAUUAGCUUACACGGCGCCAUCCUGAACCCGUGAACGACACCUGGACAGCACCUGUCCGUGUUUCACUUCAACCACAGAGCCGACGGACCAGGAGCAGCUCUGUCCAGUGGAGCAGCCCUCCUGGUCUUCUGGGACUUCCUCUGUAACACCAACCUCUGAGUUUGGGUUCACCACAUCAGAGAAAAUGCACCUGAGCCUGACGGGUCCAGAUGUAAAUCACCGUGAGCAAUGCAGACCUAAAACACAGGAACAGGACCACAGAGAAGCACCGACAGAUACUGUAACACGGCCAGAACCUGAACAGAGCAGCUCCCACGAACAGACUCAAGAAAAACUGCCAGAGGCGGCAAAGCAAGACCAAGACCAGGCCCCUCGCAGACCCAAGAAGAAAUACAACUGUCCAACCUGUGAAAGAGCGUUCCCUCACAACACCGCUCUGCAACGACACCUUGUGAUUCACUCGGGCAAAAGACCUUUCAAGUGCUUCAUAUGUGGACGAGGAUUCACUCAAAGUGGAAACCUGAAAACACACAUGAAAGUUCACAGAGGAGAGUUACCACAUUGGACAUUAAUUCAAGAGAAGAGUCCUACUAAAGAAUCUCCUGUUACAGUUCAUGUAUGUGGAGAGUGUGGGAUGGACUUCCCUCAGAAACAACAGCUGGAGGAACACCGCCAGAGUCACAAAAAGCCUUACGCAUGUCCUGAUUGUGGCAAGACUUUCAAAAAUGAAUAUUAUUUUAAAAUACAUAAGCGCGUCCACUCAGGAGAGUCGCCGUUCCUCUGUUCAGAGUGCGGAAAGAGUUGUGUCACGGCGGAUUUACUUAAAAAACACAAAUUAACACACAGUGGAGAAAAGAAUUUCCACUGUGAUCAGUGUGGGAGGGCGUUUUCACAAUCCUCCAACCUCAAAGUGCACCUGCAGACACACACCGGAGAGCGGCCUCACCUCUGCUCCAUCUGUGGUAAGAGUUACUCCAGAGCAUUUGUUCUGAAGGUUCAUCUGCGAGUUCACACUGGAGAGAAACCGUACACUUGUGAGAAAUGUGGCAAAUGCUUCUAUUACUCUCAAGGGUAUCAAGCACAUCUGAAGAUUCACGACAAGAAGCCAAAACCUCCAAGAAGACCGCUGGGGAGACCAAAACAACAGCUGUUAGUGGUAAAUAAUCAGUAAUGUCACUUGGGAGGUCACAACAGUCUGAGAAUAAAUAAAUAAAUAGUUAAUAUAUUAUGGUUUGCUCCUCUGUCAUUAUGUGAAAUAAAAUAUCUUUCAUAUGAGUGAUUACGCAAGCAAUAUAAUAGUAAUGAUAUGUAUUUUAUAGUGCACAGUCAGCUCUAUUAUUACGUACUUCUUGUUGCACUGGAUGGCAGCAUUAAAUAAAUCAUGAUAUUGUGUUAA